Molecule: messenger RNA, 4587 nt
Organism: Betta splendens (Siamese fighting fish)
Lineage: Eukaryota; Metazoa; Chordata; Actinopteri; Anabantiformes; Osphronemidae
Product: macrophage mannose receptor 1-like
Exons: 14
Coding region: 73-2505 (810 amino acids)
Source: RefSeq, a predicted model, not a curated record
GGAUUCACUGCAGACACUUCAGGUCUCACCUUAUAACACCUGACAGCUGGAUUCUGAACUUUAAACUACACAAUGAAGCACUAUGUGAUCAUUAGUCUCCUCUUUGGGUGCAGCCUCAGCUCCUACUCUCAGGUCCCCCUGCGUACGUACACCUACGUUAACAAACAAAUGACCUGGGCUGGUGCUCAGCAGUACUGCAGAGCCAACUAUGAUGACCUGGCAACCAUCACAAGCUCAGAGGACAUGAACAGUCCUGCAUUUGCCAAUCCCCAAAUGUGGAUAGGACUGCAUGACGAUCCAAACGUCUGGAUGUAUAACAUGGGUAAUGAGUCCAACUCCUGGAGGUGGUCAGCAACUGGUAAAACAAGCCCAACUGGUUAUAAAAACUGGUCCGCUGGUCAACCCAACAAUAAUGGUGGACGUGAAACCUGCGUGGUAAUGAAUCCUAAUGGACAAUGGGAUGAUGUGAUCUGUGGUCAAUUAAAUCCCUUUGUUUGUUACAGUGUGACAAACCAAAAUCAAACAAUGUACGUGUUCAUCGCAAACAACUUCACAUGGAAUUCUGCUCAAGCAUAUUGCAGACAAUACUACACAGACCUGACUACAAUCAACUACAGUGAUGACAAUGCUGCCGUCUAUUCUGCAAAACCACAAGCUCAACUAGUUUGGAUCGGUUUGUACCGAGUGUCUUACACCUGGUCUGACAACUCUCCUAGCACCUACAGAAGCUGGUAUUACAUCAGCCCAAACAACUACAAUUUUUUAGAGUUCUGUGGGUACAUGGUGUCUAUAAAUGAAUGGGAUGAUGGGAUGUGUAGCAGUGUUUUGAGCUUCGUCUGUGAACGAGUUUCAAAACAGAAAACCAUGAUAAGGAUGAAGAUCAAGACUGAUGCAGACCUUACAAAUUCAGUCAUUAAUGCCCAGAUCCUCCAGCAGGUAGGUGCAAAGCUGAGCAUUCAGGGAUGGACUGGGUUUGAUCUGCACUGGAACACUAAACCGCAAAAAAUCAAACAAGAAACUGAAACGGUGGACCCACAUGCACGGCUCACGACAGUCACGGGUGAUAUUAAAUGGAUUUAUUUUAACAAAAGACGGGAUCAAGUUCAGGCGCGGUCAUACACAGCUUUAAACCAAAGUCAUAGAACCUACACGUUCGUCUCAAACAUGUCGACGUGGACCUCUGCCCAGUCGUACUGCAGGGAACACUACACAGACCUGCCGGUGAUCGACAACAGCUUUGAAAACACUGACGUCUAUGAAACCAAACCAGGCCCUGCUCAGGUUUGGAUCGGUCUGUACAGAGUCCCGUGGGUCUGGUCCGACAAGUCCCAAAGCACCUUCAGACACUGGCAGCCAACCAAACCAAACAACUACGGUGGAAACCAACACUGCGUGUCUGUCAGUGGUCAAGGUGAAAUGGACGAUGACACGUCAAUGAAGUGUUACGUGGUCAUGACUCUUCUGCUCGUUGGGUGCAGCCUCAGCUCCUACUCUCAGGUCCCCCUGCGUACGUACACCUACGUUAACAAACAAAUGACCUGGGCUGGUGCUCAGCAGUACUGCAGAGCCAACUAUGACGACCUGGCAACCACCGCAAACUCAAAGGACAUGAGCAAUUCUGUAUUUACCAAUUCACCAGUGUGGAUAGGACUGCAUGACGACCCAAACGUCUGGAUGUAUAACAUGGGUAAUGAGUCCAACUCCUGGAGGUGGUCAGCAACUGGUGAAACAAGCCCAACUGGUUAUAAAAACUGGUCGACUGGUCAACCCGACAAUAAUGGUGGACUAGAAACCUGCGUGGUAAUGAAUCCUAAUGGACAAUGGGAUGAUGUGAUCUGUCGUCAAUUAAAUCCAUUUGUUUGUUACAGCGUGACAAACCAAAGUCAAACAAUCUACGCGUUCAUCGCGAACAACUUCACGUGGAGUUCUGCUCAAGCAUAUUGCAGACAGUACUACACAGACCUGACUACAAUCAACUACAGUGAUGACAAUGCUGCCGUCUAUUCUGCAAAACCACAAACUCAAUCAGUUUGGAUUGGUUUGUACCGAGUGCCUUGGACCUGGUCUGACAACUCUCUCAGCACCUACAGAAACUGGUUUUACAUCAGCCCAAACAACUACCAUCAAACAGAGUUCUGUGGGUACAUAUAUACUUAUGGCCAGUGGGAUGAUAUGAUAUGUAACAAUGCUUUGACCUUCAUCUGUGAACGAGUUUCAAAACAGAAAACCAUGAUGAGGAUCAAGCUCAAGGCUGAUGCAGACAUUACAAAUUCAGUCAUUAAUGCCCAGAUCCUCCAGCAGGAAAUUACAAGACAGACCAAGGAAACAAAGCCAAAAAGGGAAGCCAGGCUGCCUUCUGAUGGUGUGGGAGCCGAGCCACAACAACAACAGCCCAGAGCACAGUGCGGAGUAGAGAGUUGUGUUGGCACAGUACAGCACUAUACACCUAGGCACAAAGCUGAGCAUUCAGGGAUGGACUGGGUUUCAUCUGUACUGGAACACUGAACCCCAAAAAAUGAAACAAGCAACUGGUGGAACCUCAGCGUGCAAUUUUUCAUAAAUUCACAUGAAGGCUGCAUUUUACUCCACAGCAUUGUUUUAUCAUGACUCUAUAGCUACAUACCAUUACAUAAAUCAGUUGCAUUUGUGUGAAAGUGGCUUUUUAAUUUUUUUUAGCAGCCUUCAUCAUUGCUUCAUUGCUUGGGCAAGCAGCAUGCAGACACGGGGAGGCGUGGAAUGUCUUGCUCAAAGACACCAGGUUUCUAAAAGCAUGCACGGAACAUGUUUGCUGCCGAAAAUGAAUAAAACAUUCUACUUUAAAUCAUUCUAAGAACUUUAUUGUGACAAUUAAAGCUUGUCUAACAAGAAUUUGCUAAUUUGCUCUGCAUAGUUAUUUGAUCAGGUUUUUAAGACAAAGUGGGGAAGAUCUAAAGCAGCAAAUGGAAUCCUGAUGAGAGACUUUAACAUUCAUACUGAGCUUGUCCAGGAGCUGGUGAGUGAGAAUAUUGAUUAUUUGAACUCUUAUAUCUCAAAGGACCUUUACAGUUUUUCUCAGUCGCUUUAGUACAAUUUUCCGAUCAGAAUUAAAGUUUGCAAUUAUGUGUGUGCUUUUCUCAAAACCACUUGUACAAACAGCAAAACACUGUGGAUUUCUUGCAAAAGCCUGUAACUUGCUCAAAAUCUUUAGUUCAUCUCUCAAGUCUUCUAAGUUUUUAUAUCACUGAUAAUGUCAGUGCCAUCAGAAUGUCAUGUCCUUGUGUCAUUGUAUACGAAACAAGACAGUCAAAUUACUUACUCAUGUUGUCAAUAUUACUGUGUACUUUGGAGGGAGGUUCUGACAUAAACUAGGGCUACAGUUUGGAUGACAAUUACUGUAAAAUGUAAGUUACACCUUUUUGUUUGAUUGCAAGAGACUGGACAAUGGCAGCCAGGAGGGUCAUUUGUUUAUGUGGCUGGUGAUCAUAAACUAAAUCUCCUUGCUUGGAAAAAUUCCUAAAUAGGGUUAAGGAAUGGAGAGUAGGGUGAGAUGAAGUCCAUCCGCUUCUCUGUGUGGGCUGCUUACCAUUGCCUGAUGGUGUUGGAAUGAUGAAAAUUCACAUUGUCCCAAACUAUCACAUACUUUGGCAGGUGAUCUCCACUCUGACUCCUCUCUUCUUCAGGGAUGAUAUCUAUGUAGAGAGUUUUUAGAAAUGUGAUAGGAUGCUCUGUGUUGUAUGGACCAAUUAUGGGAAUAUGAGUAAGCACACCAUUGUCAGACAUAGAACAUUGUGUUGUGCUGAAUACAUAUAUAUACUUGCCACUUGAUGGUUAUUGAGAUCCACCAUUGUUAGAGAAACUCAUGUCACCUUUACCAAAUCAGGACAGGUUUAGAAAAAAACAUAUAAUAGAGAUGUAUAGAAAUAUGUUUGUCACAUUAUGACAACUUGGUAAACCAUUUUGCAGUUAAUGACUUAUACGAUAAACAAAUGACUAGAUGUUUUGAGGAGUAAGACUAUUCCUAUUUAAAGAAAGAAGCUAUAGAUCGAGAGCUAUAGAUAUAAGAACUAUAUAAUACAUUUUGAUCAACAUGACAUAAACAAUUGAUAAUGUAGGAAAGAGCAGGGAAUUGUACAUAAUCAUUCGCAUGGAUGUACCAAAGCAGUUGCAACUUGUUCAAAGAAAGGAGAAACUGCUUACUGUAUAUGAUGUGCACAAGUGACAUCAUGAUGUGAAGAUUGAACAAAUAGUUUUGAGAAUUUCAUUCUGAUCUGAGAAUUGUACUAAAGCGACUGAGAAUAACUGUAAUACAUCUUGCCUGCUGCAUUCAACACAAAUAUAUCCAGAUAUCCAGUGCAGUAGAUGUCACUUUUGGUCAUUGGUGCUGUACUUGGAAAAUCUAAAGUCAAUGAGUUAAAUAUAGAAAUGUCUUAGAAACAUAUAGAUUUAACUGCUCAAUCAAUAGGAGAAAAAUAAAGAUGAGUUAGGCCAGUGAACUCCUACUGCAUAGGGCUGGAAUGUUUUACAUUGUAAAUAGUUGCUAUUGGGUGGCUUUUAACCAGAUAAAGCUUUGCAUAUUAAAAUUAUGUUUCUUCAAACAUGCAAGAGGUA